Molecule: messenger RNA, 2607 nt
Organism: Saccharomyces eubayanus
Lineage: Eukaryota; Fungi; Ascomycota; Saccharomycetes; Saccharomycetales; Saccharomycetaceae
Gene: MCM2
Product: MCM DNA helicase complex subunit MCM2
Exons: 1
Coding region: 1-2607 (868 amino acids)
Biological process (GO): mitotic DNA replication initiation; DNA replication; double-strand break repair via break-induced replication
Cellular component (GO): MCM complex; nucleus
Molecular function (GO): single-stranded DNA helicase activity; single-stranded DNA binding; 3'-5' DNA helicase activity
Source: RefSeq, a predicted model, not a curated record
AUGUCUGAUAAUAGAAGACGUAGAAGAGAAGAAGAUGAUUCAGAAUCAGAAAAUGAAUUGCCGCCCUCUUCCCCCCAGCAACCUUUUAGGGGAGGUAUCGACCCGAUUUCUUCGCCCAUAGGUGCUCCAGAUAUGAUUAAUCCUGAAGGUGACGAUAACGAAGUUGACGACGUGCCAGAUAUUGAUGAAGUGGAAGAACAAAUGAACGAAGUGGACUUGAUGGGCGAUGAUAUGUACGGAGAUUAUGCGACGGAUCGAAACAGAGAUAUGUAUGAUGCAAAUCAAGUUGAUGAUAGGCAGCAGCAAGAACUAUCUUUGAGCGAGCGUCGUCGUAUUGACGCACAACUGAAUGAAAGAGACAGACUAUUAAGAAAUGUUGCCUACAUGGAUGACGAGGACGAAGAACAGGAAGGUGCUGCACAACUAGAUGAAAUGGGUCUUCCAGUGCAAAGAAGAAGAAGAAGAAGGCAAUACGAAGAUUUGGAGAAUAGCGAUGAUGAUCUGUUAAGUGAUAUGGAUAUUGAUCCAUUAAGAGAAGAAUUGACCUUAGAGUCCUUGAGUAACGUCAAGGCCAAUAGUUACUCAGAAUGGAUUACCCAACCCAACGUAUCAAGAACUAUCGCCAGGGAACUGAAAUCGUUCCUGUUAGAAUACACAGAUGAAACUGGUCGUUCCGUGUACGGUGCACGUAUCAGAACGUUAGGUGAAAUGAACUCUGAGUCUUUGGAGGUUAAUUAUAGACACUUAGCAGAAUCUAAAGCUAUCUUGGCGUUAUUUUUGGCCAAAUGUCCCGACGAGAUGUUGAAAAUAUUCGAUUUAGUCGCCAUGGAGGCAACCGAAUUGCAUUAUCCAGACUAUACCCGUAUUCACUCCGAAAUUCAUGUAAGAAUUUCUGAUUUUCCAACAAUAUACAGUUUGCGUGAAUUACGUGAAUCCAAUUUGACCUCUUUGGUACGUGUCACUGGGGUGGUGACAAGAAGAACGGGUGUCUUCCCUCAGUUGAAAUACGUUAAAUUCAAUUGUUUGAAAUGUGGCUCUAUCUUAGGUCCAUUUUUCCAGGAUUCUAAUGAGGAAAUUAGAAUAUCAUUUUGUACAAACUGUAAAUCAAAAGGCCCUUUCAGGGUUAAUGGUGAAAAAACAGUUUAUCGUAACUAUCAAAGAGUUACACUUCAAGAAGCACCAGGUACCGUUCCUGCAGGUCGUUUACCAAGACAUAGAGAAGUUAUUUUAUUGGCUGAUUUGGUCGAUGUAUCCAAGCCAGGUGAGGAAGUGGAAGUUACAGGUAUAUAUAAGAAUAAUUACGAUGGUAACUUGAACGCAAAGAACGGGUUCCCCGUCUUCGCAACGGUGAUUGAGGCAAAUUCUGUUAAAAGGAGGGAAGGUAAUGCCGCUAAUGAUGGAGAAGAAGGUUUGGAUGUCUUUAGUUGGACUGAAGAAGAAGAACGUGAGUUUAGAAAAAUUUCUAGAGAUCGUGGUAUAAUUGAUAAAAUUAUCUCUUCGAUGGCACCAUCCAUAUAUGGUCACAGGGAUAUCAAAACCGCUGUAGCCUGUUCAUUGUUCGGUGGUGUGCCUAAAAACAUCAAUGGUAAACAUUCAAUUCGUGGUGACAUCAACGUGUUAUUAUUAGGUGAUCCAGGUACUGCCAAAUCUCAAAUCUUGAAGUACGUUGAGAAAACCGCACACAGAGCUGUCUUUGCCACUGGUCAAGGUGCUUCGGCCGUUGGUUUGACCGCAUCUGUUAGGAAAGAUCCUAUUACCAAAGAAUGGACUUUAGAGGGUGGUGCAUUAGUGUUAGCCGAUAAAGGUGUCUGUUUGAUUGAUGAAUUUGAUAAAAUGAAUGACCAAGAUCGUACAUCCAUUCAUGAAGCUAUGGAACAACAAAGUAUCUCGAUUUCUAAAGCCGGUAUUGUUACCACAUUACAGGCACGCUGUUCGAUUAUCGCUGCGGCAAAUCCAAAUGGUGGUAGAUACAACUCCACAUUACCUCUAGCUCAAAACGUUAGUUUAACUGAACCAAUCCUUUCAAGAUUUGACAUAUUAUGUGUUGUCAGAGAUCUUGUUGAUGAGGAGGCUGACCGAAGGUUGGCUACGUUUGUUGUUGAUUCUCAUGUGAGAUCUCAUCCAGAAAACGAUCAAGAUGAAGAAGAUAAGCUAGCCAAAGAAAAUGGAGAGUCGGUGAUAGAACAAGGCGAAGAUGAAAUAAAUGAACAACUCACCGCAAGACAAAAGAGACUUCAAAGACAAAGGAAAAAGGAAGAAGAAAUUUCCCCAAUUUCACAAGAACUACUAAUGAAGUAUAUUCACUAUGCCAGAACCAAGGUCUACCCUAAAUUACAUCAAAUGGAUAUGGAUAAGGUUAGUAGAGUAUACGCCGACCUAAGAAGAGAAAGUAUUUCUACCGGUUCAUUCCCAAUUACCGUCCGUCAUUUAGAAUCCAUUUUAAGAAUCGCAGAAUCCUUUGCUAAAAUGAGGUUGUCUGAAUUCGUGUCUUCUUAUGAUUUGGAUAGAGCUAUCAAGGUCGUGGUUGAUUCAUUCGUUGAUGCUCAAAAGGUCAGUGUUCGUCGCCAACUCCGCAGAUCUUUCUCUAUUUAUACCUUGGGCCAUUGA